Leptidea sinapis is the source of this 1734-nucleotide messenger RNA. It is a transcript of the gene gammaTub37C, whose product is annotated as tubulin gamma-2 chain. Gene Ontology annotation, biological process: mitotic spindle organization; cytoplasmic microtubule organization; meiotic spindle organization. NCBI's taxonomy places the organism in Eukaryota, Metazoa, Arthropoda, Insecta, Lepidoptera, Pieridae. Gene Ontology annotation, cellular component: nucleus; microtubule; centrosome. The transcript is spliced from 10 exons. The coding region runs from base 146 to 1513 and encodes 455 amino acids. Gene Ontology annotation, molecular function: GTP binding; structural constituent of cytoskeleton. The record is from RefSeq and is a predicted model, not a curated record.
CGAUAAUUUUAAUUCAUUGUUUUAACUUUUAACCGCUCUAAUUCUUCAAGUUGUUUCGAUUUCAAUUUCGUCUCAUGUACGGCAUAUUAUAGAAGAAAUAUUAUGUUUAAACACUACCUAAAAGCGUAAUAUAUUUCCGUUAAUCAUGCCUAGUGAAAUGAUAACGCUCCAAUUGGGGCAAUGUGGAAAUCAAAUUGGAUUCGAGUUUUGGAAGCAGCUAUGCAUCGAACACGGAAUAUCUCCUGAGGGCAUACUAGAAGAGUUUGCAUCUGCUGGAUCAGAUCGUAAAGAUGUGUUUUUUUAUCAAGCUGAUGAUGAUCAUUACAUUCCCAGAGCAGUACUCCUCGACCUAGAACCUCGUGUAAUUCAUACAAUUAUGAAUUCACCAUAUGCUAAGCUUUAUAAUCCAGAGAAUGUUUACCUUUCCAAACAUGGUGGUGGGGCCGGUAAUAACUGGGCCUCAGGGUAUGCUCAAGGUGAGAAACUGAAUGAAGAAGUUUUUGACAUAAUAAACAGAGAAGCAGAUGGAAGUGACAAUUUGGAGGGUUUUGUGUUAUGUCAUUCUAUAGCUGGAGGAACUGGUUCGGGAAUGGGCUCGUAUAUUCUAGAACAUUUGUCUGAUAGAUUCCCAAAGAAACUUGUUCAGACAUACAGUGUGUUUCCUAAUUUAGAUGAAAUCAGUGAUGUUGUCGUCCAACCUUACAACUCGUUGCUAACAUUGAAGCGGCUUACCGAGAGUGCUGAUUGUGUGAUGGUUCUUGAUAACACGGCUCUCAACCGCAUCGCCAGUGACCGGCUACAUAUACAGAACCCGUCCUUUGCACAAAUCAACACACUGGUCUCUACAAUAAUGAGUGCUAGUACGGCCACACUAAGGUAUCCAUCAUACAUGAACAAUGACCUCAUAAGCCUGGUGGCGCCAUUGAUUCCUACACCAAGACUGCAUUUUCUCAUGACUGGGUACACACCUCUCACAGCAGACCACGAACAGAAUACAGCUCCAAAAAUCAGAAAGACCACAGUACUGGAUGUCAUGCAACGGCUGUUGCAACCAAAGAACAUGAUGGUGUCAUUGAGCCCCGACCGCGGCAACCAACAUUGUUACAUAUCAAUACUGAAUAUAAUACAGGGUGAAGUUGAUCCGUCACAAGUACACAAGUCACUGCAGCGCAUACGCGAGCGCAAGUUGGCCUCGUUCAUCCCGUGGGGCCCGGCCUCCAUCCAGGUAGCACUAUCUCGUCGCUCGCCCUAUGUCACCGCCUCGCACAAGGUCUCCGGCCUUUUGCUCGCUAACCACACCAACAUCUCAUCAUUGUUUGACCGGUGUCUGCAACAGUUCGACAAGUUACGCAAACGCGAGGCGUUCAUAGAAGUGUUCCGGAAGGAGCCAAUGUUCCAGGACUCACUGGAGGAGUUCGACAACUCGCGCUCCGUGGUGGAGGACCUGGUGCGGGAAUAUCAAGCCGCCGCUACGCCGGACUAUGUGCAUUGGAACCCAGAUAGCAAUCAAUAAUGAAAGCUGACAGCCUAGAAGAUAACUGCAACUGCCUUCAAGAAUUCUCAGUUAAUAAGUGCCAUUGUAAUAUAGUAACACAUCUCGAAUUAAUAAACCUACUAAUAGUUGUUAAUAAGUUGCCAUUAGUAUUAAAGAUUUGAGUAUUCCAAAAAUUACAUAUCAAAUCUUCACCAUUUGUAUUAAAGAAAAUGAGAGUAAAUUAAAGCCUUGGAAUUUAA